Acanthoscelides obtectus is the source of this 1692-nucleotide messenger RNA. Lineage: Eukaryota; Metazoa; Arthropoda; Insecta; Coleoptera; Chrysomelidae. The record is from the annotation of a GenBank genome assembly.
UAUCGACAAAGUGAGCCAUUAUUGAGACCAAAUGUGUGUGAUUUUCGUUAAUGAUGUGUGAUGUUUCAUUGAUGAGAACAAAAAAAUCUUUUGCUAAAGGGUUGAACUACCCAAGCAUAUCUUUGUUGCAACGAUUUUAGGGCGUAAAAAAAGAUAACGGAAUCAGUCCGCCCACGUCGAACAGUUCAGCAAACAAUGAAUAAUGAAGUGAGCACUUUGCUGAACCAGUUUGCAAGUGAAACAUUUAAAAAGUUCAAAAUAAUCGUUCAGAAUAUUGCGAAAAAUGAUGGAUUUUUCGGCAGCCUCACAUUCAUCACGAUUGAAGGUGUUAGUUGGAUCGGCAAUGAAAACAAAACACUCUGCGUUGCAGUAAAGAUGCAGAAAGAUGACUUAAAAGGUAUGCUUAAAGAUGUUUCGGAGGUAAUAUUUGAGGAAGAAAUCUUUAUCUACAACGAAGUAUUUCCAGCUUUCGAAAACAUACAGACAAAUCUAGUACGUAUAUUCAGACCCUAUCCUAGAUGCUUGAAAUGUUUUGCUAGACAUAAUACACUCAUUUUUGAAGACUUAAAAGCUCAAGGAUAUAAAAUGUACAAUAAAGACGUUCCAAUGGAUUUUGAGCAUUGUAAAAAGGUAAUGGAAGUUUUUGGAAAAUUCCAUGCUCUUUCUUUUGGACUGAAAAACCACAACAAUUCAUUGUUCAACAAAUUGGCAACGCAUGUUCAUAAGUUGAGUCUAAUGCAUGUUGAAAAGUCAAUCUAUAGGAAAUUCGACGUUCAUAGCCGUAGUAUGGAAGAAGCUCUGGAACUUCUAAAAGAAAAAGGUGACAAUUUGCUAAGUGAAGCAAUGCAGGCCGUAGUAGCAAGCUGGGAACUCAAAUUCAAUGGUUACUUUGACGUUGAUGAACAGCAAUCUGUAUUUGCACAUGGAGAUGGCUGGAACAACAACAUGAUGUUCUCCUACAACGAAGACAAUGCCUUGGAAUCGGCCAGACUAGUCGAUUGGCAACUUGCUGACAUAAGGACACCAGUAUACGACAUUUGCCUGUUCCUGUACUCAUCGUGUGGCGAUUUCGCAAACUUUGACAAACUGAUAAGCAUUUACCAUGAAUCUUUAGUCAAAUUUUUGGUUUUACUGAAUACUGAUCCUGAAGUAUUUACAUUCCAGGAUUUGAAAGACCAUUUGAAGAAAUACACUCCGUUCAUCAUAAUGCAUCUACCAUUUUUGAUGAAAUUCGUUUUCAGUGACGGGAGGAUAGAAGACUUUGAUGAGAAUAGCGAAGAUACUAUUCGUUUUCCUCCUUUAAAGAAGGAUUUAAUUUAUAGUAGGAUAAAAUCAGCGUUUCAGCAUUAUUACGCCACGUAUGUGAAAUAGUUUCUUGUUGUAACAAAGGUACGUGUUUGUACAUAAAAUGUGAGAUAUACAUGUACGUAUUUAUUAAUAAAGACCUAUGUAAUAGGUAACUUCAGCAAGAUGAUGGCCUUCAGCAGUAAUACACUGAAGAUUUGAUCUACUUUUCUACACAUUUCUGGGGUUAUGGUGGAUCUUUCCUCAACGAUUCGGGUCUUUAGCUCAUCUAAAGUGUGAGGGCGAUGUUUAAAAUCUUUCUCCUUCAAAUAACCCUACAGAAAAAAGUCGCAAAUGAUUAAAUCUGGUAAGCGCGCUGGCCAUCCCAAGUCACCUCUCAAAAACAAG